This is a messenger RNA of Racocetra persica, 139 nucleotides long. The record is from the annotation of a GenBank genome assembly. NCBI's taxonomy places the organism in Eukaryota, Fungi, Glomeromycota, Glomeromycetes, Diversisporales, Gigasporaceae.
ACAACUAACAUUAUCAAAAUUAACUCACUUAAAAAUGAGCACAAUCAUAUUUUUAUACCUAUAAUUAAUGAAAUUGCAUCUCAAUUUCAAAAGUUGACAUCUGAGAUGUUAGCUGAUAUCAAAAGGUAUAUGAUUCAAG